UGUCAAAGUAACAUCUGCAAAGGAACAAUAAAAAAAGAGUGUUCCUGGCAUUUGCUCGAAAGGGUAUUUUCACGCUGACUUUGGUGAUAGUUUUAUUGAUUAUUUACCGUUUGUUCGAACAAUUUAGAAGUAAAAUGGUGAAAUUGUGAGAAAGUUUGAGAUCAAAUUGCAUUAGAAGUACGAAGGCCAAUCAUGCUACGCUAAACAAAGUCGUGAGUUAGGCGAUGCAAUUUUCUCUUUGUAUGGAAAAUUCACGAACAUGAACACGGACAGGAUCGCCCGUGAAAAGGGGGAAGCGAUACAAUACUGAGCGAGAGUAACAAGAACAGUGCAAAAGUAACACUGCAGUCGAAAAAGUCAUAAAAGGUUUGUGUACACAGCGCGGACGGGUGUCUUCCUGAAAAGAGCAAUGAACGUCGAGUUCAAUCGACUUCGUACCUAUGACAGAUGGGAGGAAGCAAGUUGGACUACAUCCGCGUACGACACGAUUGAAGCCCUGGCCAAAGCGGGAUUCUACGCUACUGACCGUAACAUGGAGGUGAAAUGUAACUUUUGUGGAGUAACAAUUCUUAUUGGAAACUCGACAGAGAAUAUCGAAGAAACACAUCGAAUGCUGAACCCGAACUGCGACUUUCUGCUGCAUCCGGAUCGCACCAAUAAUGUGCGUUGCUUCGAUGCCAUCGAACUCAAAAGGGAAGAGUGUCGUCUAGCGACGUUUUCCACCUGGCCAGUCGCGUACAUUAGUCCAAACUCGCUAGCCAGAGCAGGUUUAUACUAUACAUACAACUCCGAUCAGGUUAAAUGUGCCUGGUGCGAGGGAGUCAUCGGCCAGUGGGAAGUAGGAGACGACCCAUUUACGGAGCAUCAAAAGUUUUUUCCAAACUGUCCGAAGGUACUUUCCAGUACCUUCGGCUCCAAUCCGAUUAUGGAUAGUAGCAUUGGGAUAUUGCCAGUCAAAACACCCCACGCAGCUCAGUUUAGCUCACUGGAUUCAAGAGUACGAUCAUUUGAAAGUUGGACAACGGGGCAUAUUCAAAAUCCAGAACGACUUGCACAGGCUGGUUUCUAUUACCUAGGCAGAUCGGACGAGGUUCAUUGUUUUUACUGUCAUGGAGGGUUACGUUAUUGGCUGCCUGACGAUGAUCCCUGGUUCGAACAUGCCAGAUGUUUCCCCAAAUGCCAAUUUGUACAACUAGUGAAGGGACAACUGUUUAUUGAAAACGUACAAACCCAAAUUAAGAAUAACAGCACAAGUGGUCAACAGCAGCAGAUGCAAAUUGGAGCUCACACAACAAUUUCUAUGACCCUAGAAGAGGCUCUUGGUACAGAGCCAGUCCAGAUGGCGUUAUCGAUGGGACUCAAUGCAGGUCGCAUACGUGCCGUUACCAAGCGAUACUUGGAGAGCACCGGUCAACCAUACACUGAUUCUCAGGCUCUAAUUGAAGCCGUCCUUGAUGGUCAAAUUCAAGACGAAGAGCUAGAACCAACCAGUACGACUCGAAUGGAUCGUCGCAUCGAAAACGAAGUAUCACGUCUUCUGUGGUCGGCUAUAUCGUCAUCAGCGGCUCCAAACCUAUCGUCAUUCAGCUCCACAUUUUCGGCCCCCUCGCCUUCUUCCGAUUCAGCCGGUUCCGAUGAGGUUCGUUCCGUUGACACAAGCUCUCAGACAGUACAAUCUACCUCUAGGAUAGUCACCUCCGCUGCUACAGCUGACUGUAAAAUGGUACCUGAAAUAUUGGCCCCGGCCGACAACGCUGUGCACGAGCCGGGCGAUCCAGAGAACGAUAAAACGUUUCGACUGGAGGAAGAGAAUAAACGACUGAAGGAUGCCCGAGAGUGUAAGAUUUGCAUGGCAGAUGAAGUCGGUGUUGUAUUCUGCCCCUGUGGACAUCUCGUAUCAUGCGUUCAAUGCGCCCCAGCGCUCACCAACUGUCCAGUAUGUCGAUCCGUAAUAAAAGGACUCGUGCGGACUUUCUUGUCGUAAACUGAAGACGACAAGUGCACACAGUGGAGGGUUUACACAGUUUAAUACACAAAGCACAAAGUUGAGCCAAAGGCUCAUUUACAUGGUUCACGAAGUACACGGUUGACGCAUACAAAGAAUGUUGAGAGAUCGCUGUCUCAGCUUCAAUCAAACCUUUCCUACUUGAUUCAUAAGCUUGGAGGGCUUUUAUCCAGUGAGAUUGCUUACUCGGCAUAUCCUAACUAUUCAUAUGUGUAACUAAUAUACACCGUAACAGCAUACGUUACAGCCGAAAAAGCAAAGUUUAAUUUAGUGAUAGAGAGAUGGUACGUUGAAAUUUAAAUCGAAAAUACUUUCUUCAAGAAGGAACGGAUUUACUAUGAACAUAAAUGAAAACAAGGUGAAAAGAUUUUCUUUCCGAUAGUGUGGUGUGAUCUAUAAACAGGACAACCCUAGGGCAGUUAUCUAGAAUUUGAGCGUAGUUUUCAGUGGUAAAACUGUCUAAAUAGUAUUAAUGUUAGUUAAAAAUUGCAAACACAAUAAAUUAUUGCAACUACGAA
Wyeomyia smithii (pitcher-plant mosquito) is the source of this 2523-nucleotide messenger RNA. RefSeq names its product death-associated inhibitor of apoptosis 2 (gene Diap2). Gene Ontology annotation, cellular component: cytoplasm; nucleus. Gene Ontology annotation, biological process: negative regulation of apoptotic process; positive regulation of protein ubiquitination; regulation of cell cycle. The record is from RefSeq and is a predicted model, not a curated record. Bases 410 to 1984 code for a protein of 524 amino acids. Gene Ontology annotation, molecular function: ubiquitin protein ligase activity; cysteine-type endopeptidase inhibitor activity involved in apoptotic process. Lineage: Eukaryota; Metazoa; Arthropoda; Insecta; Diptera; Culicidae. The transcript is spliced from 4 exons.